AUGCCUGUUGUAAUGGUUCCUAUCCACUUCGAUCGCCCUCCUACCGAACGGCCAUUUAUUACCUCAGAUUUCAUGACUGGUAUUGCAGCACCGCCAGGAAGGGAUAUCCGAGAAGAAGAAUGUUUUGGAAAUGGUGCGACGAAUUGUAACCCACGUCAAGGGGACUUCGCGAGUCAUGAUUGA
Molecule: messenger RNA, 183 nt
Organism: Ostertagia ostertagi
Lineage: Eukaryota; Metazoa; Nematoda; Chromadorea; Rhabditida; Trichostrongylidae
Source: the annotation of a GenBank genome assembly